This is a messenger RNA of Colletotrichum lupini, 345 nucleotides long. RefSeq lists its product as uncharacterized. The record is from RefSeq and is a predicted model, not a curated record. The transcript has a single exon. Lineage: Eukaryota; Fungi; Ascomycota; Sordariomycetes; Glomerellales; Glomerellaceae. Bases 1 to 345 code for a protein of 114 amino acids.
AUGCUCGCAGACUCCGUGAACAGGCUUCGGGGAGCCAACAGACAAAUAGGAGCACUGCACUGCGCAGACGAGCGGGCGUUUUCAAAGUCUGGCCGCCGGGAGGGCGGCGGUACAACCGGUGGGCACCGGCAGGCUGGCUCAUUGCCAGGCAAGAAGCAGGCCGCGAGCCAGGAUUUCCCAACUGAUUCCUUCAACCCACACACUCUCCUGCGCGAGCCCCCGGUUCAAUUAGGCUCCCCGGCACCAACAGGAGGUUCCAUCGAUCGGCGACUGUCGAAUAAUAAUGGACGGGUUGGGACACAGAGAUCAAUGGUUAGUGUCGAGGGAGGCACGGGAGGGUCGUAG